CACUCUCCAUUUUCGCUCUGCUUUCUCUCCCUGUCCACUCCACACACAAAUCACCGUCUCUGAAACUCUAACGCUUAGAUCUGAGCGCACAAACCCCACAAACCCUAGCUCCAACCACGAUCUGGGUGUUUAUAUUAUGCUUGUGUAGUGGAGUGCUGUUUCUUGCUGGUUAGUAAGGUUGGAUUGUAGUACUGACAGGUGUUUAUAUUAUGCUUAUGUAGUGGAGUGCUGUUUCUUGCUGGUUAGUAAGGUUGGAUUGUAGUAUUAACGUAAAUGGCAGUGGCAGAUGCUGAAAUUCCUCUCCUUGGAGAAACUACUUGUGGUUCAUUGCUGCAGAAAUUGCAGCAAAUCUGGGAUGAGGUUGGUGAAAGCGAUGAGGAACGUGAUAAAAUGCUCCUUCAGUUAGAGCAAGAGUGCUUGGACGUUUAUAAGAGGAAGGUUGAUCAGGCUGUGAAAUCGAGAGCACACCUUCUUCAGGCCUUGGCAGAUGCCCAACUUGAACUCUCCCGUCUUCUAUCAGCACUUGGAGAGAAAAGUUUUGUUGGAAUUCCUGAUAAAACUUCUGGCACAAUCAAGGAACAGCUUGCAGCUAUAGCACCGACGCUCGAACAGCUGUGGAAACAGAAAGAAGAGAGAGUGAAGGAGUUUUCUGAUGUACAGACACAGAUUCAAAAGAUAUGUGGAGAAAUUGCUGGGAACUCAAAUCUUAGUGAGGUUCCUGUGGUUGAUGAGGCUGACCUAUCCUUGAAGAAGCUGGAUGAAUUUCAGGGCCAACUCCAAGAACUCCAGAAAGAAAAGAGUGACAGGUUGCACAAGGUCCUUGAGUUUGUGAGCACUGUUCAUGAUCUAUGUGCUGUCCUUGGGAUGGACUUCUUUAAUACUGUUACUGAAGUUCAUCCUAGCUUAAAUGACUCAACUGGUGUGCAAUCCAAAAGCAUUAGCAAUGACACCCUUUCUAGGCUGGCUAAGACAGUCUUAGCACUAAAGGAAGACAAGAAGCAGAGGCUACAGAAGCUUCAAGAGUUAGCCACUCAGCUAAUUGAUCUGUGGAAUCUGAUGGAUACCCCAGAGGAGGAGCGGAGUUUGUUUGAUCAUGUUACCUGUAACAUAUCUGCUUCAGUUGAUGAAGUGACCAUCCCUGGUGCCCUUGCUCUGGAUCUGAUUGAGCAGGCUGAGGUGGAAGUUGAAAGGCUUGAUCAACUGAAAGCCAGCAGGAUGAAGGAAAUUGCUUUCAAGAGGCAAGCUGAGCUCGAAGAGAUAUUUGCCCGUGCUCACAUAGAAAUAGAUCCAGAGGCUGCUCGAGCAAAGAUUAUGUCACUUAUUGAUUCUGGGGAUGUUGAGCCUUCUGAGUUACUGGCCGAUAUGGACAAUCAAAUAACAAAAGCAAAGGAAGAGGCUUUCAGCAGAAAGGAUAUAUUAGACAAGGUUGAGAAAUGGAUGUCAGCUUGUGAAGAAGAGAGUUGGCUUGAAGACUACAAUCGGGAUGAAAACAGGUAUAACUCAAGCAGAGGUGCACACUUAAAUCUCAAGCGUGCUGAAAAAGCUCGGAUUUUAGUCAACAAAAUUCCAGCUCUUGUUGACACAUUGGUUGCCAAAACUGGGGCAUGGGAAGAAGAUCAUGGUAUACCAUUUACUUACGACGGUGUUCCUCUCCUUGCCAUGCUAGAUGAAUAUGCUAUGCUCAGGCAUGAUAGAGAAGAAGAGAAGCGGAGAAUGAGGGAUCAGAAAAAGUUCCAUGAGCUGCUAAACACAGAACAGGAAGCCAUUUUUGGUUCGCGGCCAAGUCCUGGUCGCCCACUUGGUCCAAAGAAGGUGGUGGGACCACGAGCAAAUGGAGGUGCGAAUGGAACUCCUAGCAGGCGGCUCUCUCUGAAUGCAAAUCAAAAUGGUGCGAGGUCUACAUCUAAAGAUGGGAAGAGGGAUAAUACCAGGCCGGUUGCCCCUGUCAACUAUGUUGCCAUAUCAAAAGAAGAUGCUGCCUCACAUGUUUCUGGUACAGAACCAGUUCCAGCUUCACCUUGAUGAAACAAGAGACGAGAGAUGAGAGAGCUGUGAUUUUACACCCCUGUGAUAUUAGUGUUGUUAUUAGUAGUUUUCUGCUGUAGGGAUAUAUCUUUGAAACGAUGAGGGAGUAAGUGGCAGUAAGGGAGUAGGGACUGUUUUCUAGCUGUGUAUGUCAAAUUUAGCAUCUGGAAGCUUUUAAAAUUCAUGCAGCAGUUUCAUUUGUAUUGUAGGAUAUGCUUUUGGAUGCCUGCCUCUGGCAAUAAAAAUCUUGGUCUAGCUCA
Messenger RNA from Vitis vinifera (wine grape), 2285 nucleotides. Its product is annotated as 65-kDa microtubule-associated protein 1-like. The record is from RefSeq and is a predicted model, not a curated record. Gene Ontology annotation, cellular component: cytoplasm; spindle. Lineage: Eukaryota; Viridiplantae; Streptophyta; Magnoliopsida; Vitales; Vitaceae. Gene Ontology annotation, biological process: cytokinesis by cell plate formation; microtubule cytoskeleton organization. The coding region runs from base 274 to 2022 and encodes 582 amino acids. Gene Ontology annotation, molecular function: microtubule binding. The transcript has 12 exons.